CAACACCUUCCUCCUCUGGUUUCUACUCUUCAGCCAGCACUGGAUGAUUACAGUUUUAUGCUGUUUGUCUCUGAUCAGAUAGGAUUUAGCUUUUUUAAGUCUGCACAUACGAGUUGUUAAUUACAUAUUAAGAUCCAUGUUUCUUCCUUUUGUAUUGAUAAUGUGGUGUAAAACACUUAGCCUGGCCAGUUUUCAGUCAGGAUAGUUCACUGAUGUUGGAGGUGGUACACUGGAGGAGCAGCAGAUGAUCACAGCUUGACUUUUUUUGCAUUUUUCAGUUGAUACCAGCGUUUUAUUGAAGCCUACAAUAUGGACUCCGUCCCUCAGAACCUGCAAGCAGAUCAGAUCUCAGAGCUGCUGAAGCCUCACAGAGUCUGUCUGGUGACGCCUGUUAUUCUGAACCACUCCAGUCAGCCAUGUGGGAGAUCAGCCAACAGGCUUGUGGUAUUGAGUCUAUGGAGAGGUUACCUGGUUAUAAACAAGCAACCUGUCAGGGUGGAGAGCACUUUCAGCUACCUGGAGAUUUGUUCCAUCAACAUUCACAGUCUCACACAGAUUGUGUUGGAGACAGACAGGCAGACUCUGUCUUUCAGUGUAUUGCACAUUGAGGAUCUUGAGGCCAUGGUCAGUCACAUGACUGCCUCACUGAAGAGGAUCUUCCCUGAUUCGUCUCCAGGAAAGCUGCUAAAGAUGAUUCCUCCAGAUCUCCAGCAGAGACUCCUCACGCUGACUGGUGUGAUAGAAGAGCAGCUGAAUAGUCAGCCUGGCCCCUGUGGAGGAUUCUCUGAUACCUAUGCUGCUCUGUGUGAUUUCAAUGAGAUGUCAUUUAGAGAGGAGAUUAAGUGGGAUGUAGACAACAUCUACUAUAUCAACAACUGGAGACAGUUCAACCUGCAGGACUUCAGCCACUUAGACAGCAGGGACUUGGCAUUAACAGUAGCAGCUCUGUCUUUCAACCAGUGGUUUACCAAGAUCUACUGCAAAGAACUCAAACUGUCAGUAGACAUCCAGCAGCAGCUGACUUUCCUGCUGUCCAGAUCUCCCAGUCUGGAGGAGCUCUCACUGGAGGCCAGUGGACUCAAACUGGACUUUGCAAUCAAAAUGGCAGCUGCCUUGCGGGAGCACACCUCCUCUACCCUGCAAUCCAUCAACCUCUCAGGAAAUCCAAUCGAAGACAAAGGUGUAAUAGCUCUAAGUCAGGAGUUGGGGAAUCUAGCUGAAGGACUCAAGCACCUUUCUCUGUCCCGGGUAUCAAUGACUGCUAGAGGUCUUGGCUGUCUGAGUCAGGUGUUAUCCUCCACUCAGCUGUUUUCAGCAUCUCUGACCCACCUCGAUCUGUCUGGUAACCCCGGCAGCCUUGUUACUGAAGAAGCCAUGUUUCUCUUCAAGUUCUUGUCCAGUACUAACUCUUUGUCUCAUCUGGACCUCAGUGAUACCAACUGCCCUCUGGACACGUUAUUUGUGUCGCUGUCUGCUGGAUGUUGUUACAAACUAAUACACCUGAACCUGGCCAGGAAUCCUUUCAGCCACAGAAAGGUGCGGGAGGUGACCAGGAGCAUUCGAGAGUUCUUCAGUCAGAGCUGUGAGCUAAAAUACGUGGGCCUAUCUGCAACCAAACUACCUCCACAAGCUCUCAGGUUAUUACUACAGGGUCUGGCAACCAACAGUCGUCUCUUUGGGCUAGAGUUGGACCUCAGUAGCUGUGAGCUCCGUUCAGCAGGGGCCCAGGUAAUACAGGAGCACAUCUCUGAAGCUACAGCUAUCAGAAGUCUGGAUAUGUCUGACAAUGGUUUUGAGAAUGACAUGGUGACUCUGGUUCUGUCUGUUGGUCGAUGUCACUCUCUUCGACACCUCGCACUGGGGAGAAACUUUGCCAUGAAGUCAAGAGCUCUCACUGAUGUUCUUCAUCGUAUAGCUCAGCUCAUUCAGGAUGAAGAGUGUCCCUUGCAAUCUCUAUCAGUGUGUGACUCCAAGCUGAAGACAGGGAUGCACAUCCUGCUGAGUGCUCUGGGUGGCCACGCUGCUCUUGCUGAAGUGGACAUCAGUGGAAACAACAUCGGUGACACUGGGGCCAAAAUGCUGGCCAAAGCCCUGAUGAGUAACACCAGACUGAGGACUCUAGCAUGGGACAGAAACAAUGUAACUGCCAGAGGAUUCCAGGAUGUGGCUGAUGCCUUGGAGAGGAACUUCACUCUGCAGCAGGUGUCUCUCCCCCUGGCUGAUAUCACACAGAGUUACCGCAGCAACCCUGACAGAACAAAAGAGGCCCUGCACAAGAUUCAGCAGUGUUUGGACAGAAACAACCAGAGACAGUCUGACAGAGUGGAACUACAGCAAGUGUUUAGAGCUCAACAAUCUGAAAAGCUGGUCCAGGGUAUGUGUCAGCAGUUGGAGGACAGCCUUCAACGUUUAAACUACUGCAACAUUCAGGAGGUCCAGGCUGACAUCCUGACAGCACACGAGGUGCUGCACAAUGCCAGGGAGUCCUUCAAGCUGCUUCCCUCUCUGUAUGAGGCAGGCAGGAAGUGUGCCUCUGAUGGAGACUUGGUGAACUGCAUCCUCACUGACAGUGCUACUGCUCUGACCAAUGAGUUCAAUAGAAGCAUACAGGAGUUGGCUCAAGGCCUGAUGAGGUGUGCAGAGGCAGUAUGUCCACGGGUGGUCCAACGGUCUAGUGUAUGCGAGUGUCUGUCAGAGUGUGUCUCCAAAAGAAGCAGACAGAUGCACGCAUUCCUGAGAAGCACUCUGGUAGAGAACACUGGGAAGAUCAUCAACAACAGACUGCGUGAAUUGAGACAAACAUUGAGUGUCUCUCUGGCUGAAAGCAUCAUAGAACAGGUACUACAAGACCUGACAAUGGCACAGGACAAAAUGGAUUGCCGUAUUAAAGAAAAUUCAUGCAUUGCCCUGAGAAUCAACAUCCCAGAGCUCCGACUGGUUGACAGCGACUUCCCAACUGAUGAUUACAGUCCAGCAUUUUGGAGAAAUAGUUUCCACUCCAAGAGCCUGAGGCCUGCCCCUUCAAUUAAGAGUCUCCUGGAUGCAGACUGGGAGCAGCAGACCAGGGACAGAGGAGCAGAGAGAGAGAGGGAAGGAGGUGCUGGAGAGGAAGGAGGAGGAGGAAGGUGUGGCCUCCCUCGGUUGCCAACAGCAACCCCCCUGACACUCACGGCCUCAAGUCCCUCCCAUUCCACUUCCACGUCCCCCUCCCCCCCAGGACGGAGGGAGGGGAGACAGAGGGGGGUGGAGGUGGCGGAAUUGGAUGCUGCAGCAGUAAUACCAGGAGCGAGAGGAGCAUCGUUCAUUCCUCCUCCCAGUCUCCCCCUCCUUUACUCCAUCUCUGCUCGAGCUCCAGAGGAGGAGGCUGCUGGCUGCGGAGGCUUACCCAGACGAGUGGCUCCCUUCCCAGGCUGCGGCCCCAGCCCAGGCCCCCUCCCCGCCUCUGGAUCCCCCGCUUCUCCCAUGGAGCCUCUACCCACCCACGGACAGACUCUAAGGCAUUAUACUGCCUCCCGACCACGGCCACGACGCACAAACACACAGCCCCCCUCCUCCAGGCCUCAGGAUUCAAAGGUAGACAGUGAGGCCAGUAAGGGGAUGGGCAGAGUGGAUGAAGGAGUAGAGGAGUUCUUCACCAAGAAAAUCAUCCCUGACUAUGCACUAAAAGGCCAGUGGGAGGAGUCAAACCCUGCCCAAGCCACUCCCUCAGAGUCAAGCUUCACCCCCUCAGCCUCAACCCCCUUUUCCUCUUCGUCUGACAAUAUCACCUCCUCUACCACCACCACUGUCACCUCUCCCUCUGUCCCAUCUACUCAUACAUCCUUUACAUCCACUGAUGUUCCACCCCUCUCUACAUCCUCUGCUCCUCCCGCCCCCUCUUCUGUCAUCACCACCACCACAACACUUCCCGCCAAAAACAUCAAGAAAAAGUUUGGUGACUUCUUUGCCUUCAAGAGGGCUCGAGCCAGCCGAGCCGCCAAGGCAGGAGGGGGAGAGGGAGGAGGAGAGGGGGUGAAGGUCAAAAGGACCUCCAUUGCAGACCUCAUUCGACCCCUCCGCGAGGCCAAAGAAAGGGAGAGAGAGAGGGACAAGGAGAGAGAGAAAGGGAGAGGGGCAAGGUCAGUGGAGGAUGCUAACGUUUCUAAUGAUGCUGCCACCACAGAAGGAACCGUUGCCACCAGCCACCAUCUUGCAGGCAAUGUGAGGGGAACAAUGGUGCCUGCCAAGACAUUAACCAUGAUGACGCCUCCCAGUGAGACAGCUCCCUCUUACCCCACCAUCGCCACAAGCCCUGACCUCACUACUGCAACAAUUUCCCACCUGGAAGAAGAGACAGUUCCUGUCUUGCCAGGUCGCACCCCCAGUCCUGUGGUCACUUCCCCUCUAACUGAGCAGGAGAGGAGUGGUGUGUUGAUGAAGGAGAUAAAGUUGGGAGGGACUCCAUAUGGAGAGAGGAGACUGAAGGUGAACAAGAGGUCAUUGAGGGAGGGCAAGAGCCAGAGUCUCAUACUGCUGACGGGAUUAGAGCCUGAAGACAAGGAUGACACACACAGUAAGAAACAUGCGUCUGAGAGCACAUCUAGUUUUGAACAGAGGCUUCAGCUGAUGCUGCACAGAAUGGGCGUGGCCAAAACUCCACCUGCAGCCAAGAAUAAAGACGAGGAGUUGAGAAAGGCCAACUCUGAAGGUGCUAUCCUGGACAAACCCGAACCACCUCCCACAUACAUGAAGCCCAGAACCAUGUCCACAUCAUCAGCAGACCCCAGGCAUCCUAUGAGACCACUGGACGCCAUCCAACUGGACUCUACCCUUCACCCGAAGCCCGCAUUCCCCGAGCGCCUCAUUGGCCCCCUGCCACCCAAACCUGCCAUCGCAGCCAAGCCCCCCCUACACACGACGGCCGCUCCUGCAGGAGGAGGAGCUCGUCCCUCCUCUGCUCCUCCUCUCAGCAGCUCAGCAGAGAGAGUCCAGCUCAGAGCACACACUCAUGAUGGCAGGCCAGGGGAGACUACAGCACAGAAUGGACGCCAGGAGGGUCCCAGGGGUGCAGCCAAAGCUCUGUCCCCCAGGAAAGAGCUGCUUCCUCCAGCCCCGUCUCCAUGGAGGGGUCCCAGCAUACAGGAUCGCUCUGAGAAAGCACAAUCAGUGACCGAUGAGAGUCUUCCUAAGCCAUGCCAACACAUGAAGCCUCUUCCACAACGCAGGGCUGUCUCUGUCCACGAGGACGCUCUGGCCAUGACACAAGAGCUGAAGGCAGUGUUACAGAGGUCGCCCAUCCGUUUCCGGGGCAACAGAGGGGACCUGCCCACCUGUACUGAAGAUCCAUCUAGUGGGGAGGAAGCACAAAGAGCGCAGGAGGCCAGUGACACAGGGAAACAGACAGCUGAAGAAAAGAUAGAGGCUGCCCAGAACAAGGAGCUGAAGGCUGAGAGAGAAAGGACGGGUUGUGGAGGGAAAGUAGCUGAAACCAAGCACCCCCCUUCAGGAGAGGAGGAAGCCCCAUGCUCAGGGUGUCCCUCUACAGCUCAGGCUCAAAAAGAAGCAUCAGCACCCCGACUCUUCAGUCCAGCUGCAGCCCUUGACAAAGCUCCAUCUACCCUGGAGAGGCCUCCAGCUGUAACCCAAACCAUGGAAAAGCCUCCUUUAACCCCUAAAUCCCUGACAAAGACCCCAAGCACAAUCCCAGCUGUAUCUGAAUCCCCAGAAAACCCCCAAGUGAGAUCCCUGUCCCACAAGGAGAAGGGCCCCAGCAUAGUACCAGUCACAGUGGAUCUGAGCACACAGGAGAGAGGAGAGGCGGGCUCUAAACAGCACACAAUGAAGGCAGAACCAGCAGACCAAAGAACUGAGCCCCCUCUGUCUGAAUAACAAACACAGACUGAUUUAGCUGAGGCACACCUGGGAGAGAGAGGAGGGAAGGGUCUGUGACAUCACUGAGAUCAGGAACUGUGAGGGUAUACAAGGUCUGAGAGUGUUGUACCCUCUUGUAGAAAAUAGCUGCUUUUUCCCAGGUCGCGGGUGUUCUCUUUGAAAGUCUGAGAACUAAAUGUUAUUUAGUACACAUGGUCGGUGCAUAUUUUUAUUGCUAGCCUACAGCUAACGUCUGUGCAGUUGGUAUAUUGGUUGUUUAGGCUGAAAAAACACAAACUGCACAAAUGGUCCAGUGGUCAAAUUUAUGCGAAUAACGUGUCCAGAACAAUAUAAGUUUUGGAAGCAACAUUCUGAAAAUAAACUUGAUUUUUUUUUUUUUUACUUUGCGUUGAUUAGGAGUGCCCAAUCAUACCAUCUGUUUUGUUUGUGUGAGGCUUGCAUUAUUUGUACGAAUUUGACCUCUGGUUUGUUUUUGUAGUCCAUGUUUAUUUACCCUAAUGUACAGAUAUUAGGUGUAACUAGCUUGGCAACAUACUUACCGGCAAUGUGUCUGCGGAGUGUGUCUGUGUGUGUUGACAGCUCAUCCUCUGACUGAUGUCAAAAAUCACCCGAAACAUCAUUCUGUUAUUUUGCUCCAGACUCACUUUUUUCUCAUCUCCGUAAAUUGAUGAACUGGAGUCAUAAAGCUGCAGGAUAAGCAGUCAUUUUUUGCUCAAGUUGAAACAUGUUUAACUCAUUUAAUUCUCUGCCUCAAUUCGCACCACCCAGGGCGAAUCUGCAUCCAUUUGCAUAUUUGCAUUGAGUAAUAUGCAACCAUGCCACCUCUAAAGUUUACUUUGCAUUCAUUUUGACCCUACCUUUAAGACUCAGUGUCAGUUGAGUCCUUCCAAGGAAGCUGAGUCUGAAAUGGGACACAGCAAGCAUCAGCUAAAUUAGUAAAUUGACAAGAGACAUAUGGGUUUUUAACUGCCUGUGGGAAGAUUGAACAUGUAAGAGUCUGUCCAUUCUUGAUUAAAAGCUGUGUUUUCACUGUCUACUUUUCUCGUUUUAGAGCACGCCAUGUGAAAUUAAUUCUCCAACUCGUCUCGUCUCUACUCUCCCUGUGUGUGUACCUCACUCACUGACUUGACUUGCAAUGGUUAUGCACAGAUUUGAUUGGCUGAGUAGCAUCGCAUGAGAUGAUUUACAAUGCAUGCAAUUUGUCUGUGAGCUUCCUGGGCCACCAAACCAGUGCCGUAAAGGCUAGAACAGCUGUGCCAGUUAAAAUAGAAACACUCCGUCAAAAUUUAAUCAUUCUCAAGAAUUUAUCGAUAUUCUCUACAGAAGAGAACGUGCGACAGCAGCAUGACAGAGGCCGGGUCAGAAAAGCAAAAGUGCCCUUGAAUGCUCUAUAACUUUCUUUUUUUUUUGCAUGUUCUCACUUGUUGUUUUUUCAAAUAAAACAAAUCUUUGUGCCGCAAAUUGAGUGUUUAUUUGACAAUAUAACGUAAUAAUAAUACAUUAUUAUAGAGUAGUAAAUGCCCCCUAAAAAUCAGUUCAAGGGGUAAAAAAGCCCUCCUCACCCUCCACCCGGGGGGAAGGGGGUGCACCAAUUGGGCCAUCACCAUUGCCCCUGUUAAAAAUUAACAAAUCGCCUACUGGCCAGGAGACACUGGUAAGUAGAUCUUCUGUAUCUUUUCAUUUUGCCUUCUUGAUUUUUUUUUCAGUUCCAGAAGAUGACAAGGUUUCAGGAAAAAGGCCACUUGAACUACAUUGACAUAUUUCAUUGUGACUUAGAUUUAAGUGAUUAAUCUACAUUAAGCUCAUUUGCUCCAAUUCAAUUUUAAAUUGGGGAUUUUUGGUCAAUGUUUAAAUCCUAAUAACUCAUUUUGAUUGCAUGAUGUGUUAAAUCCCGCUUUUAAUCCCCUCUUAAUCCUCUAUUUAUAUUUUUGUUGUUAGCCUGAUUCAGAUUGAAGUGCCAUUUUGUUACUCAGUCUGACACUGGCCUCUGUUAGCUGUUUAGGAGGGAGGUUUUUUGCCCCAAACCAAUCACUGUGACAGUGGUCCUGCAGUUUAUGUCAGUCUCACAGUUGACUGUGAAACUGAAAUGUAAGACACUUGCUUUGCCUAACAGGGGAAACAUCAAAUCAGGAGAAAAGCACCAGACCUUUGAAUCACUAAGUAGAAUUUCAAAUGUGGGUGGCAACUUGGAGGUUUGGAACCAGGCUAAGAUUGAGCUACAUAAAGCAUAAGGUUUUGCCUUAAUUUGAUGUUUAUAUAUUUUUUAACGAGACCUCCCUACAAAUUCCAUUCAUACUACAGAGAGGUGAGAUGGCUCCCAACAUCUUGAAAAAACACUUAAUUAACCAAAAUAGCCUCAUUUUCUGGUUAUUUUCACAUUAUACAUUGACAAUGAUGGCAAAUCCAUUUCCUCUACACUAUUUCUAAUAAGUCCAAUCAUGCCAUCAAUGUGCAAAUCUUUUUUUUGAGAGAGUGUUUUUUUUGCCUUGUUAAGAUGUUUUCACGUUAACAUGAACAAACACAUGGGACACUAAAGCUCUACAUGUUUCUGCAUAUUUCUGUGGAAUCACAUCAGUAUAUGACAUUCAAAUCAAUUCAGGUUCAGUCAUUCCAUUAGACAACCAUGUAUGUAAUCACCAUGUCCAUCAUAUAACAGGAGGAACAGAUAAGAUCCUAAUAAAAGACCAAUAUAUGAUCAGAUAUUGUGUGAGAUAACAACACGAGUGUAUUGUCUCAAACUCUCAGGGUGGUUGUGGAGAAUAGUGUGUGUUUUUGUAAGUUCAGCUCCCUAUGUUGUCAGUGACCUGAGCCUCCAUCUCAUCCUGGGGGAGAAUUUAUUUUCUACUGUCAUAUCUUUAUGCCUUGCACGCACAGAAUAUGUACAAAAUGACAUAAAGCAAACAAAAACAAAGUUAUAAACAGAGUGUAAAUCCAUAGCUAUACUUGUUAAUAAUUAUUAAAAUUAUGAAUUGUGUCAUGA
Messenger RNA from Siniperca chuatsi (mandarin fish), 8851 nucleotides. RefSeq names its product capping protein regulator and myosin 1 linker 2 (gene carmil2). The transcript is spliced from 41 exons. Lineage: Eukaryota; Metazoa; Chordata; Actinopteri; Centrarchiformes; Sinipercidae. The record is from RefSeq and is a predicted model, not a curated record. Gene Ontology annotation, molecular function: protein binding. The coding region runs from base 310 to 5868 and encodes 1852 amino acids. Gene Ontology annotation, biological process: regulation of Arp2/3 complex-mediated actin nucleation; cell migration. Gene Ontology annotation, cellular component: lamellipodium; plasma membrane.